Nerophis lumbriciformis (worm pipefish) is the source of this 3222-nucleotide messenger RNA. Lineage: Eukaryota; Metazoa; Chordata; Actinopteri; Syngnathiformes; Syngnathidae. The record is from RefSeq and is a predicted model, not a curated record.
AGGAUCAUGGCGGAUGGCCCCAGGUGUAAGCGCAGAAAGCAGGCGAACCCGAGGAGGAACAACGUGACCAACUACAAUAAUGUGGUGGAUGCUGGCACAGAUUCAGACGAUGAGGACAAGUUGCACAUCGUGGAGGAGGAAGGCAGCCUGGCGGACGGGGCCGACUGCGACAGCACCCUACCAGACGAUGAGCACCCCAGGGAGCACUGGGAUCGAGUGAAAGAAGACUGUGUGUCAGACGGCGAGGAUGACGUAAGCACAGACGCCUUGGUGGAGGAGAUGCUUCAGCAAGGGGACACAGCUGUCAUUUACCCAGAAGCCCCAGAGGAUGAACUGCAACGUCACGGCACUCCCGACGCCAGCAUUCAUGAUGAAAACGGAACACCAGAUUCCUUCUCUCAGCUGCUCACCUGCCCUUACUGUUCACGUGGCUACAAGCGUUACAGCUCCCUGAAGGAGCACAUUAAGUACCGGCACGAGAAGACCGAGGAAUGCUUCAGCUGCCCUGAGUGCAGCUACACUUUUGCACACCGCGCACAACUGGAGAGACACAUGACGGCCCACAAACCAGGAAGGGAUCAGAGACACAUCACACAGUCGGGAGGCAAUCGCAAAUUCAAGUGCACUGAAUGUGGAAAAGCGUUUAAAUAUAAGCACCAUCUGAAGGAGCACCUACGCAUUCACAGUGGAGAAAAGCCCUACGAGUGUUCCAACUGCAAGAAGCGAUUCUCUCAUUCGGGCUCAUACAGCUCGCACAUCAGCAGCAAAAAGUGCAUUAGCCUCAUCUCAGUCAACGGCAGACAACGACUGAGCAACAACAAGUCCCAGACCCAGGUUCAGACGCCAAUUCUUCCCACAUCACCAUCUGUCCUCCGCACGCAAAUUAGAGAGAAGCUGGAGCAUAGCAAGCCCCUACAGGAGCAGCUGCCCCUUAACCAGAUCAAAAGUGAGCCAAUGGACUACGAAUAUAAACCUACGUUGAUGACAUCCCCACCUGUGGCUGGCAUAAAUGGUGGAGUUUACAAUGGAGGCGCCGCGGCUUCUCUGCAGGGCACAGUACAAGCUGUGGUCCUGCCCACUGUGGGACUGGUGUCACCCAUCAGCAUCAACUUAGCAGAUCUGCAGAAUGCUCUUAAAGUGGCCGUGGACGGUAAUGUUAUUCGCCAAGUCCUGGAAAGCAACGCCAAAGGCCAGGGCCAGGCCAACUUGGGGUUAACCACUGGAACGCUCCACCCCUCCCAGCAGCAGCUCAUCUCAGCCAUCAGUUUACCUAUUGUGGGUCAGGAUGGAAAUGCAAAAAUCAUUAUAAACUACAAUUUAGAUCCCAACGGGGGCCAACUCACAGCGCAAAACCUUAAGAAGGAGCAUGAGCCAUUCUCAACUGCUCAGCCAACCGCAGAAUCUUUCAAAUGUCAGAAGCUUCCUGAAGAUCUGACCAUCAGGAGCAUGAGGGCCAACGAUACAAAAGAAGAGGAUAAAACCACUAAGACAUGUCUCCUGUGUGAUAGCUGUCCUGCCGGGCUGGAAGCACUCCAUACCCUCAAACACUGCAAAAAGGAGAGUCUCAAUCUCAACGGAGAGUCUGCUGUUGCUGCGCUGCUGUCAGAGGGAGGACUUUCCAACCAGCCUAAGAACCUCUUGUCCCUGCUCAAGGCCUAUUUUGCCUUAAACGCAGAGCCCACCAAGGAAGAGCUAGCCAAGAUCUCAGACUCAGUCAGCCUACCAAUUCAUGUUGUCAAAAAGUGGUUUGACAAAAUGCAGGAAGGUCAAAUAUCACUAGGUGCGCCUACACCACCUUCAGAGGAAGAGGAUGCCUGUGAUACCAACAGUGUCGUAUCUCUGAUCCAGGGGAAGGGGAUGCCCUCUAUGAGUCCUUCUGUGACUCAGGACAGUCCUACAGAAGCUACCCCAGCUGAGGUCAACGGCUCCCACAGCUCUCCAGCCUCUCCUUUACCACUAAAGGUGAGAGGUGAUGGUCUCCUUCAAGACCGGCCCCCUCAUAGCACUGAUUCACCACUAGACCUUUCCCUGCCAAAGUCUGACAAAGAAGAAACUGAGGCUGUGGUUGUAAAACGCCGCAAUUACCCCUCGCCUUCCUCUGUCCGUACCAAUCUGGAUGAACCUUUGAACUUAACUUGCACAAAGAAAGAUGCGUCGCCACUCUCAUGUAUGGGCUCCAGCCCUGUUGCACUGUAUGCCAGCCCGCCAAGUGCCAAAACUCUAAAUAUUGUGACCACUCAACUCCCCACGCUGGUGGCCAUUGCCGACCAGAGCCGUAUGCAAUGUCUAAGGGCAGUGACCACCAACAACAAACAGACUAUCCUGAUCCCCCAGCUGGCUUAUACCUACACCACUACAGCUAACAGCCCUGCUGGAACCGAGACACAGGAAACCAUCCACCUCAACGGAAUAAAGGAGGAAAAGCAGGACACAUGCUCAGAAGGUAUGUCUGCCAUGGACGACCACAACGACUCAGACUCGGGCCCUUUGAGGAAAAAGAUGAAGAAGACGGACAGUGGCAUGUACGCCUGUGACCUGUGUGACAAGAUCUUCCAGAAAAGCAGUUCGCUGCUAAGACACAAAUACGAACACACAGGGAAACGACCACACGAGUGCAGCAUCUGCACCAAGGCUUUCAAACACAAACACCACUUAAUCGAACACAUGCGCCUCCACUCGGGGGAGAAACCCUACCAGUGCGACAAGUGCGGCAAACGCUUCUCUCACUCGGGCUCGUACUCCCAGCACAUGAACCAUCGCUAUUCUUAUUGCAAGAAGGAGUCUCAGAGCCAAGGCGGAGGCAGGGAGAGCCCGGAGGAGGACGCCCUGAGCCGGGUACGGGGCUCACACCUCCUCCCUUUCCAGAUGGACUCGGACGAGCGCGGGAGCAGCGCCAGAGAGGACGAGGAAAGCGAAGAGUUCGAGGAGGAGGAGGAAGAAGGCGCGGUGGACAUGGAUGACGUCCAGGUGGUGCAGAUAGGAGACGAAGGAGGGGAUGACGACGAGGCCGAGGAGAAGACGGCGGAGACGGAGGAGGAGGCCGACACGAGACAAGAACACGAAGAGGAGGGAGUCGAGAUGGUGGGAGAUGAGGCGACGGAUGGAGAACAAGGCGUGACACGAGAGCGAGAAGAAGAGGAGGAGGUCAUGAGGGAGAGCGGGGGCGAAGGGAACGCAGCGUGUGAAGAAGAUGAGAGGCAGGAGAACGGAGAUGGUGACUAA